UUCAAAUCCACACCUUAGUGCUGCUGGUUCAUGCUGCAGAGAGUACAGAUACCAAGACUGACUGGAGGGUUUCAACUUUGUUCUUUUUAAGCUUCAGGACUCAGAAACACAGGAAAACCAAGAUUUCCUUUACCUGUCAUGAAUCUGAACAGGAUGGUUGACAGACACAGUUUGUUACACUGAAGCUAAAGGAGAGGCCUGUUUCACAUAGAGACUCAGAGGGGAUCUGACAUCCAUGGAGUCUGAACUGUCCUACCUGUCUUCACUGAAAGAAGACAACAGUCCGGUUUACAUCCAGCCACAUUACAAAGAAACUUACCGCCUGGCCAUUUAUGCCCUUCUCUGUGGAGGCAAAGAGGCCUACGAGGAAUUCCUCCGAGCCGAACAGAUCCACCACUUUCUGUCCGAGGAGGAGAUCUUGUUCAUUUUGGAAAAUGCAGAGUUACCUGUUGUGGAUGAUGACUCAGAGGCCAAACAGGUCACAAGUGAGGUCAGCCCCUCCACAUACUUUCCAGUUGAGUCGGACGAGGAGGUGCCUGACCUGGAGCUGGGCUGGCCGGAGGUCUCACUGGAAGAUGUGGACACAAGCAUCAGCCUGCUGUUCCACCCGCCCAGACAAGACACACCGAGCAUUAAAGAAGUAAUUCGCAAACAGAUACAGGAGGCGAAGCAGAUUAUUGCCAUAGCGAUGGACAUCUUCACAGAUAUCGAUAUUUUCAAAGAGAUCGUCUCUGCCACGUUGAGGGGAGUGGUAGUCUACAUCCUCCUGGAUGAGACCCACUCCCAGAGUUUCCUCACCAUGGCACGCAAGGUGGGCGUCAAUAUCCAAGACCUCAAGAAUAUUCGUGUUCGGACGGUUCAGGGGCAGCAGUAUCAGUGUCAGUCUGGGAUGAAGUUUCACGGAGGUUUGGAGCAAAAAUUUAUUCUGGUGGACUGCCGAACAGUGUUGUAUGGAACAUACAGCUACACAUGGUCAUUUGAGAAGAUCAACCUCAGCAUGGUCCUGGUGAUCACAGGUCAGCUGGUGUGCUCUUAUGAUGAAGAGUUUCGAAGACUUUUCGCUCGCUCCACAGUUCCAGCAGUUCAGUCCUGGGAGAGGGUAUCUGUCCAGAACAAUAUACACACUGGGGCCGUGCAGAGCCCCAGCUCUAGCCAGCUUUCCCUCCAUCAGAUUCACAUGAGAUCCAUAGGGGUGCAUGGCAUGAGAAGUGCUCAGGAUGCCUCAAUGUUGACUAGGGGGCUGAGCGUGCAAGACAGGCUGCAUCAAUCUCACUGUACAGACCUCGGGAAUCUGUUACGGGGACACAGUUACGGUGGAGAACUGCAGAAGUUAAACCCGUUGACUCGACUGAGGAUGGGGAACAAGGACAUUGGAGGUCCUACUGGUCCAGAGAGGCCUGGAUCUAACCUGAGGAGUGGCGACCCUGCUCUAACAAACAGAUUGUCUCAGCAGCACAUUAGGCACCGGACUCUCUAUGGAGCAGACGAGAAUCUGAUACCAUUCAGCUCUGAAACAUCACUCCACAAGUGGAAGAUGGACACUUACCUUAACGACAACAUGCCUCUAGAUCCAUCGUGUGAUGCAUUAUCCCCAAUGACAUCUCCAUAUAGUAGUUACACAGGCUUAAACGAAUAUCAGUCACAGAUGAUUCACAGUAGGUCGAGGGACAUUAACUCCAGGAUGGAAGAACUGAGGCAAAAGAGGCUCAAUUUACAGGAUCACAGCAAUCUCCGGCAGAGUCAAGAGUCCUUGAGGUUUCCAACAGAAAGGCCUAAAUUGAUGUCUUCAUUGAGAGGUCUGGACAUGAGUGUGGCAGAAUUAAAGCCAAAUGCACAAAACAGUUGGAGCCAAGAAAGAGCAAACCACAAAGACAGUGAGCCAAAUAAGGAAGGAAAUCUCACUGAUAGCCACCAGUUUUCCUCUCACUACGAUGUCAACAUGGGUUCAGAUCGAAAGACACUGCAGAUGUAUGACUGGCAUGAACCUCUUUCCAGGACAACCUCAGCGGGUGAUUUAGAUAUGAAACUGAAGGAGCCAUCGCUCAAGUUAUCUCAUUUGUUGCCCAGUGGUCACAAUGCCCAGCACGGAAGAGCAAUGGAGUCUUUGACUCAAAUCCCUGAAGAGAAGGAGGGUUCAAACACACGUGUCAAUGGUUCAGGCUCUGCUGUUUUCCAAGAUGGAAAUGAGCAAUCAAAGCAUCAGGAUCAUGCCAGAGGGAGCCAUGAUUCAAUAGUUAAGGUUUCUAACAGUUCAGGCUCUGCUACUCCAGAUGAAGGACAGAAAUCAACAUCAAAAGCGGUAAGGACUCUUCUACAGGACACUUCCACAGGAUCUCAACAUGCAGAGGAGGCUAAGAGUAGUUACACGAAUAGAGGGAAAACACAAAGCGAGGAACCACCCCUUCAAAGGAAAAAUUCUUUGAGAAUGAAAGUAUAUUCGCUGCUUACAUCAGAUGAAAAGAAAGCAUCCAAAAAAGAGGAGAAGUCACUCCAAAGAAAGGGCUCGUUAAUAUCAAACCAACCAGUUAAAGCGGACCAUUCACAGGCACCUGCAGUAGACCAAACACCUAAGAAAGGUCAAUCCCCAAGCAUCUCCAGGUCACAGAACCCUGUCAGUGGUCCAGCAGAGACAGAGAAACAAAAAACUCCAUUCCUGAGACUAUCUACUCAGCGUUCAAGCAAAAGGAAGACAGCAGCAGACCAGGAUCGAGCCUCUUGGAGCUCUCCGAAUGAUGGGGCGGCAACUGCCUGUCAAAGACAGAAAGUCUACAGUCGAUUUGAAUAUUUUCUUAACACUGAAAGUGUUCCUAAAGACGGAACCUCUUCCAUGAACAGGUCUGAGUCUGCAUUGUAUCAGACACAAAGUGGUACUGAUAACAAACUGGGAAAAUUCAUGCAGCGCGUAGGUAAUUUUAUAGGCAAGAACAAGUAGAGCUGCAGGAAGAGAAUAAGGCUGCCAUGAUCAAGAAUGAAUAGUGCGUACUCCUUCUGAUGUUUAUUAUGUAGUACUCAUUGAUAUACUGCAGUAUACCACAUUUUUCCUUUAAUGGGUUUGAUGCUGGCCUUAGAUCUUACCAGGGGAGAUAUUUACCAGUGAAACCAAAAAGCAAGAUGUAAUGUAUGAGGUAUCUGCUCCUCAAUCAGUGUCUAUCUACUAAACUGAACUGGAUGUUCAGGGAAUCAGGGCUGAUAUGAAAAUACUGUUAAGUCACUAACUAAUGAAGUUACAACAGAGUCAAUGUAACAAUAGCGCUUAUGGACAUCAAGUUUAAUUGUAAAAUGAUUGUUGCAUCUGUGUUUAUAUUGAAUGUAUUUGUUCUUUGUAAAGGUUUAGUGAAAGGAUAAGUCUAAUGAUAUUUCAUAUUUUGCCUACUCAUAACAAAUCCCACAAAAAGACCAAAACAAACAAUGAAUUGAUCCCACUAGCAAGUACUGUCUGUGUCUAUAAAAAGCCUGAUCUAUCCUAUUCCUCUAUCACACAGAGCUCCAUUGUUCAAAAACUACAAAGAACACAUCAAAGAGCCAUGCCCUUGGUUUAUUCUGACUCAAUCCCACACACACCAUCCUGCUGCUCCAAACACUCACUAGAGUAUUAAAUGUGGAUUCAUUCACUGCUAAAAACAAACAUAGUAUUUCUUCGUGUUUGUUGAUACAGUGACCUUGUGAAAUUUCUGAACCUUCAUUAAGGUAUUUAGAGAUGGACUAACAUUUGUUGGUUUGGGUCUUUUAAUGGAAUCUGUUAAUAAUAACAAAAAUAUUUAGUAUCACCAACCGGAUCCUUUCUAUUUAGUAAAAUAUAGUUUUUCUAAUGUGGCUUGAUGUUGUACAUUUUCUCUGCAUUGUCCAUUAUUGAUAAUGACAUUUAUGACUCAGUUGUUCUCAAACUCAUUGAAGAUAUUCAUGUUUGAAGUACAUAUGUAUGGCUGUAAUAUAGUGAAAUCCAAAUGUUUAAUAAAAUAAAAUAAAAUAUACAGUAC
Larimichthys crocea (large yellow croaker) is the source of this 3977-nucleotide messenger RNA. Its product is annotated as protein FAM83B. The record is from RefSeq and is a predicted model, not a curated record. Gene Ontology annotation, biological process: signal transduction. Gene Ontology annotation, molecular function: protein kinase binding. Gene Ontology annotation, cellular component: cytoplasm; membrane. The transcript is spliced from 5 exons. Bases 236 to 2932 code for a protein of 898 amino acids. Lineage: Eukaryota; Metazoa; Chordata; Actinopteri; Sciaenidae.